Knipowitschia caucasica is the source of this 3270-nucleotide messenger RNA. NCBI's taxonomy places the organism in Eukaryota, Metazoa, Chordata, Actinopteri, Gobiiformes, Gobiidae. The record is from the annotation of a GenBank genome assembly.
AUGACGAGCUAUCAUAAACCCGACGAGAAGACUCUGCAGGGGCUGAAAGACAUUGCUAAUAAGCUCAGGAUCAGCUCUAUCAGAGCUACCUGCGCUUCCAAUUCCGGUCAUCCAACAUCAUGCUGCAGUGCUGCCGAGCUCAUGUCCGUAUUGUUCUUUCACACCAUGCGCUACAAAGCUGACGAUCCCCGCAACCAAUGCAAUGACCGCUUUGUGCUGUCGAAGGGUCAUGCUGCCCCGGUUCUGUAUGCUGCUUGGGCUGAGGCUGGAUACCUAAAGGAAGCAGACCUCCUGAAUCUUCGUAAAUUUGACUGUGACUUGGAGGGCCAUCCCACACCGAAACUGGCCUUUGUGGAUGUGGCUACUGGAUCUCUUGGACAAGGUCUUGGAGCUGCUUGUGGUAUGGCAUAUACUGGAAAACACUUUGACAAGUCCAGCUACCGUGUUUAUUGCAUGAUGGGCGAUGGAGAAUGUUCAGAGGGCUCUGUGUGGGAGGCCAUGGCAUUUGCAGCCCACUACAAACUGGACAACCUUGUGGCUAUAAUGGAUGUGAAUCGACUGGGACAAAGUGAACCUGCUCCUCUUCAACAUGACAUGGAGACUUAUCGCAAGCGCUGUGAAGCUUUUGGGUGGAACACGUACGUUGUAGAUGGACAUGAUGUGGAGGAGCUUUGCAAGGCUUUCUGGCAAGCUCAACAAGUGAAGGAUAAACCUACAUGUAUUGUAGCAAAGACUUUCAAAGGCAAAGGACUGAAAAAUAUUGAGGAUCUGGACAACUGGCAUGGAAAGCCAAUCCCUAAGGAUCGUGUUGAUGAUCUCCUCAAGGGGCUCCAGGCGCUUAUCCAGGUCCCAAACAGAACUCUUUCCCCUCAGUUACCAGCUGAUGAUGCAGCCCCUGCUGACCUUAGCCCAAUCUCCCUGCCUUCACCCCCAGCUUACAAAAAAGGAGACAAGAUUGCCACAAGACGUGCUUAUGGGGUUGCUCUGGCUAAACUAGGUCAGGCCAGCCAAAGAGUGGUGGCCCUGGAUGCUGAUACCAAAAACUCUAGUUUCGCAGAAACUUUCAAAAAGGCAUUCCCCGAUCGCUUCAUUGAAUGCUUCAUUGCUGAACAGAACAUGGUGGGAGUGGCUAUAGGCUGUGCCACACGUGGCCGCACAGUCGCGUUUGCCAGCACCUUUGCAGCUUUUCUGUCCAGAGCUUAUGACCAGAUUCGAAUGGGUGCCAUAUCACAGACAAACGUGAACCUGGUAGGCUCUCACUGUGGCGUUUCUAUUGGUGAGGAUGGGCCUUCUCAAAUGGCACUUGAAGACUUGGCCAUGUUCAGGGCUAUACCAACAUGCACUGUGUUUUACCCCUGUGAUGGAGUCUCUACAGAAAGGGCUGUAGAAAUCGCAGCAAACACACAGGGUAUUUGCUUCAUUCGUACUAGCAGACCAGACACUGCAGUGAUUUACUCACCAGAGGAAAAGUUGGAAGUCGGCGUUGCAAAGGUGGUGAGGCAGUCUGACAAUGACUGUGUUACUGUGAUUGGAGCUGGAGUCACACUCCAUGAAGCCCUCGCUGCUGCAGACAUCCUGGCCAGUGAAGGAAAGAAUAUCCGUGUAAUUGACCCCUUUACUAUCAAACCACUGGAUGCUGCCACUAUCGUGUCUAGUGCCAGAGCAACAAAAGGACAAAUCAUUACAGUGGAAGAUCACUACAAAGAAGGUGGCCUUGGAGAAGCUGUUCUGUCUGCUGUUGCCACUGAACCUGGUAUUGUUGUUACCCGGUUGGCAGUGACUGGUGUCCCACGUAGUGGAAAACCUCAAGAGCUCCUUGACUUUUAUGGCAUUAGUGCCAAACACAUUGCUAAUGCAGCUGAAGAGUUUGUCUGCAAACUUCACCUUAGUGAGAACUCCAGCCGUCGCCGCACAGGCCAGGGGCACCUGUUCUGUUUGUCUCUGCAUGUCUGGACCAGUCAGAGCUCUUUGGGCCUGACACAACCUCUGAAGGGAUGGAGAAGUAAAACAGAAAAUUCUACCAAUGGACUCACGUCUGCGCUGAAAGACCUGUACACUGAAAAACAACGCCUUUUGGACAACAGCAAAGCAAAGGUAGAGGAGGAGGAGGAUGAUGACGAUGAUGAUGAAGACGACGAUGAUGAUGAGGAGGAAGAGGAGGAAGAGGACGAGGAAGAAGAGGAGGAAGAAGAAGAGGAGGAGGAGGAAGAGGUAGAAGAGGAAGAGCCAACGGAGGUGCCUAAUAAUCAAACAGAAGCCCACAUCAGCUUGGGCCCGUCCCAGCAGCCAACAGAAUGUGUUGUCGGUGCAGCAGAGAUCAGCUGCAGAGGCCUGGGUCUUUCUCGGCUGCCAACAUUCAACAACCCGGACAUCACCAAAAUGGACAUGACAGGUAACAUGCUCAAAAACCUACUUCCGAAGGAUUUCUCUGGCCUGAAAAACCUGGGCACUCUGGAUCUGAGCAAAAACCAACUAGUGGAUGAUGCACUGGGCCAACGCACGCUUUCAAAUUUGACUCUUCUCAAGAUGCUAAACCUAGAUGAUAACCUGCUCACCACAUUACCAGUGCUGCCGGUGUCUUUGGAGAUGUUAUCAAUCAACAACAACAGACUUAGAUCAAUCACUACACACAGCUUCAGAGGGCUGGCAAACCUUGUGCGUCUGGAGAUGGAGGAGAACUUACUUGAUGAGGGCACAGUAUCACCUGAGGCCUUCAAACCUCUGGAGAACCUGCUUGAUCUUCAGCUCGACAACAACCGCUUCAGGUCUUUCCCCCUGGGCCUCCCACCCACUCUGCAGGUGUUGGAGAUCAGUGAAAAUCUAAUAGAAGACAUGAGAGAGGAGGCCCUGAGAGGCUGUGUCCACUUAAGAGUAUUGGACAUGAGCCACAACCUGCUGACCCAGAGAAGCAUCGCUCUCAACACAUGGAGACAGGCAGGCUCCCUUGAGGCCUUGGAUCUGUCCUUUAAUCAGUUCACAUCAGUACCCACUGGUCUUCCCAGCACUCUGCUUAGACUGAACCUGCAUCACAACAACAUCAGUAGCGUUCCUGCCUUCACCUUCAGACACCUGCGCCCCGGCCUGACCUCGCUGCGGCUGUCCCACAACUCUUUGGGGAACCAUGGGGUGGAGCGGCACUCGUUCGUGGGCACUUAUCGGUCCCUCGUCGAGCUCCUCCUGGACCAUAACCGGCUGAAGGAGGUCCCGCGGUGUGUGAGGCAGUUCAAGAACCUGCAGGUGCUCAGGCUGGACAACAACCACAUCAGGUGA